AUGUUUUCACGCGGCUCUCCGCCGCCGGAGGAGGGAGGUGCCGGGGGUCGGAAGGAACUGGCCGGAGAGCAAGAUCACUUGUCCUGUUCAGACAUCCCCGGCGUGGUCCGAACUUCCCAGUGCCCCAGUGUUUCUCCAAAUGACCACGGCGCCAUGAGACAGCUCUGUGGAGGCCGGGGUCCAUCGGUCCGUCUGUCCAGUGACGACGUCGGGGACGUUUGCAAGGGCGACAGGAAGCCGUUCAAAGGUGUACAGACACCGUGCUUUUCUCGGUCUUCGCUUGAAGCGUCGACAACCAAGCUCGCGAGGGAGGUUGAAAGAGGACUCCCUCUGCAAAGGAAGGAGAGUGAAGAAGAGCCGGAACAGCGGCGCGAGAUACCCGCGCCGCCUCCCCCGUCUUUUCUCUCUUGCGCUGCGCCUUUUCCGCCUGCCUCGCAGGUUGGUGGCCGAAGCGAUUCGCUUCAGAAAGCUUCACGUGUGUCUGCUUCGACGCGCUCGUUCGAGGAAGAGGCGCCGCGCCCUGCCUCAGAAGUCGUGUGUUCGGAGGAUAUGUGGCUGCCGGAGCGCGAUACCGGGAGGGCCGCGCCUCCUUCGUUUGCGAGAGACCAUCAGACUUUGCCUUCCGAGAGUCUGCAGGGCGGCGACAGCCAGCUGCAUGCGCACACGAGACGAGACGGAGGGAAGGGGAGCCAUGGCGCUUCCAUUUCCCGCAUCGACUCUCUCGUUGCCGGGAUGAAUGAGGAGGAAUGGACAGGGGUGACCUUCCACGUCGAUGACGCGCAGAAAAGAAAUCCUUGCUUCCUGCUGCAAGGACUUGUCGACGCACUCGCACCACGGGAGCAACAAAUCUCCGUCCACGUCGCUGAACAGAUUCCCGCCCUCGAGUCCGUGACCUUGCGGUUUGCAACGAACCGGGCGAAGCUGCGCUUCAGCGAGCUUUUUCUGCGGGGUUUGAAGGCGCGGAAGCAGUCCUCUUCUUGGUCGUUUUUGAUUCCCGGCGUCAUUAAUCCCCAGACGGGCUUUAUUCUCGCUUCGGGAUCGCCUUUCCACUGGCCUCUCGGCCUCGCGGGCGCCAUCGUGGAGGCGGAAGAACGCGCCGAGCGCGCUGCAGCCUUCCACGCCUGUCAGCACCACCCACCGCGGCACGCCUGUGCGUCCCUGUCCUCUCCCGUGUCUUCCGCUGGAGAAAGAGGCGAGGGAGGAGACACGCCGGAAGGAAGAAGUCCGCCGUCCGCCGUUGCUCACCGCACCAGUAGUCCUGGAACGGGCGGCAACAGCCGAAACACAGUUGAAUGCAAGUGUCUCUGUCACGGCGCAGAGCGGCGUUGCGGAAAUCAAGACACGACGCCGAGACAGUCGUCGAGUUGCGGCGCGAAGGGGGCGGGAGGAUACGGGGCAGAAACGCAAACGGCAAAUGCGAACGGCGAGUCUUCUGCGCGCUCACUGGUCUCCUGUUCGCCGUCGUAUCUCACGGGAUCUUGUCGGAAUGUUGCCACGAAACCGAUGGAGGCUUUCAGCCCGUGCGCCGACGCUUCUCCUUCGGGGCCUAGGCCAGCGCUGUGUCCCUGCGGGCACUCCGACGCGUCCUUCGCGUCUCGGCCUUUCGCUGGUUCGGCCUCGUCGCCGUGGUCUGCCCUCGUGUCUCCGGUCGGAUGCAGCCACGCGGAUCCAGGCUCCGACUUCGCCUUGAUCUCCUUCGUGUUCUCUUCCGGCCCGAAGGACAGCGGACCGUCCCCCAGGUCGGAGACGGCGCAGGACGGUCAGCGCCGGUGCAUGCAUCGAGGCAGUGACACGCCGUCCUGCGUCAGCAGCACGUGGAGCCAUACGAGCAAUUCAGUUGAGGACGCUUCGGCCGAAGAAGCCUUUCCGCUGGAUUCACGCGACCAAGUUGUCUCAACGCCGAGUCAAACAGGCGCGAAGAACAGCCCCUGCGGCGUUCCCGGCGGGCCGUGGCUGGCACCGAGGCGGCGGCGGAGAGACCGAGACGAGGAGCGACGAGGCGCGCGCGCGGCCGCUGGACAGCCCGAGGAAGCCAAAGCAGAAGGCUCACCAGCCGCGCAGGGAGACGCCGCGCCGCAUGAAGCUGUUUCGGCGGAGCGGGUGAACGGGGCAGGUGAAUCGGGGCGAGACAACGGGGAGAAAAGCGCGAGGGAAAGACCAGGCCGAAACGGGAGAACUCGGCGAAAAACCAAACCGCCCAUCACCAUCAAGUCCUAUGUCGUCUCCAGUGACACGUGGCAACUCGGAUGCAUCGAGUAUGGGAGUCACUGCAUGCCUGGACAGCGCGCUUACAACGAGGACCGCGUUUGCGUCGUUCCCGCAGUCGAUGUUUGCACGCGGGAAGGAUGCUGCAAAGCACACACCAAGGCCAUGUUUUAUGCCGUGUACGACGGUCACAACGGCGAGGAAGCCGUCAAUUACGUUCAGGAGCAUCUCCACAAAAACAUCUUUCGCUCUCGCGCCUUCCACGGGGACGUGUCGAAGGCGAUCCGCGCAGGCUUUCUCGCCACAGACAACGCUCUGCGCGCGAUGGUUAUGGAGAAAAUCCGGGGCGAGGGUUAUGACGACCAGGACAUCUCCCCCUUCUCAAGCGGCACGACGGCCUGCACGGCGGUGGUCCGGGAUAUGCAACUCUACAUUGGGAACCUUGGAGAUAGCCGAUGUGUCGUGUCCCGCGCGGGUCGGUCGCAUCUUAUCACCGUGGACCACUCUUGCCGCACGAACGCGGAUGAGCAACAACGUGUGCGAGAAGAUGGCGGGCACUACGACACCGACGGCUACCUCAACGGCGCCAUCGGUGUGUCGCGGGCGUUCGGCGCCUUCGACAAAAACUGUGGACAGAAACUCUCUGGGUUGACGUGCGAACCCCAGAUCCACAAAGAAACUCUCCGAAGAGAGGACGAAUUCAUGAUCAUCGCGUGCGACGGCGUGUUCGACGUGAUCAGCUGUCAGGAGGCUGUGAAUUGCGUGAGGAAGCAUCUGAGAGGCGGCGGGACGGCCGAGACGGCGGCGCAGACUUUGUGCAAGUUCGCGUUCGAGCGACGGUCUCUCGACAACCUCUCGGCGGUUAUCGCUGUCUUCCAGUCCCCCGAGCGUCUCCAAAAUAAAGACAAAAAACCCGAUGGGAGCCCGACCGCCGCAGACGCCGCUUCAAAAGAAAAUUCGGCCGCAGCAGGGGCCAGUCCCGGCUCUGCGCGUCCCCCCUCGGGUGCUCCCGUUGGAGCCUCAGCUGGCGACCGCACUGGAGGUGUCUCCGGUGGAGCCUCAGCAGCUGCAGGCGGCUCAGCGGACGGGGCGUGCGCUCCGGGCGAAGGUCCGCCUCGAAGGCGGAUCAACUUCGCCGCCCUGAAGGGGUUGUUAUAA
This is a messenger RNA of Neospora caninum, 3363 nucleotides long. RefSeq lists its product as hypothetical. NCBI's taxonomy places the organism in Eukaryota, Apicomplexa, Conoidasida, Eucoccidiorida, Sarcocystidae. Gene Ontology annotation, molecular function: protein serine/threonine phosphatase activity. The transcript is spliced from 9 exons. Gene Ontology annotation, biological process: protein dephosphorylation. The record is from RefSeq and is a predicted model, not a curated record. The coding region runs from base 1 to 3363 and encodes 1120 amino acids.